This is a messenger RNA of Chaetomium fimeti, 3661 nucleotides long. Its product is annotated as P-loop containing nucleoside triphosphate hydrolase protein. Gene Ontology annotation, biological process: microtubule-based movement. The record is from RefSeq and is a predicted model, not a curated record. The transcript is spliced from 4 exons. NCBI's taxonomy places the organism in Eukaryota, Fungi, Ascomycota, Sordariomycetes, Sordariales, Chaetomiaceae. Gene Ontology annotation, molecular function: ATP binding; microtubule binding; microtubule motor activity. The coding region runs from base 247 to 3600 and encodes 1117 amino acids.
CUUCAGUUCGCUCUCUCUUCGUUCCACGCGUUCGCUUGUCCUUCUCGAAGCCGCGACAUCACUUUCAUUCAUUCCAACAGCCGACCGCGGGGGGCACAUUUUCCAACUCUAUUUUCUCCAGUAUCCAAUUGUUGACCGGCACGGCGGAGAGAGUUAUCGCCCUGUCAACCCUUCGCUUUUCUUCAUUAAUCGGUCGCUUUCUUCUUUUGUGUUUUCCUCGAGGGCGGCUGGCAUCCACAAGCCAAGAUGGACCCGAAUGCUUCCUCGAUCACCGUCGCAGUUCGAGUGCGACCGUUUACCAUUCGAGAGGCUGCUCAACUAGUCAAAAAUGACGACACGACACUCUUCCUCGGUGACGGAUCGAUGGCCGCGGCACCCACUCCCAAGCUACACCAGCGUGGCCUGAGACCCGUCAUCAAGGUCGUGGACGACCGGUGCUUAGUUUUCGAUCCCCCCGAAGACAACCCAGUACAAAAGUUCACCCGAUCCGUCGUACCCGCCGCCGGCAAGAAAGUCAAGGACCAGGUUUUCGCAUUCGACCGCAUCUUCGAUCAGACUGCUUGCCAGAGCGACGUUUACGAAGGGACGACCAAGGGCCUGCUGGAUAGCAUCCUCGACGGCUAUAAUGCCACCGUAUUCGCAUACGGCGCAACCGGAUGCGGCAAGACCCACACUAUCACCGGUACCUCCCAGCACCCCGGCAUCAUCUUCCUCACUAUGCAGGAGCUCUUUGAGAAGAUUGGGGAGAGGAGUGCCGAAAAGACCACCGAGGUCUCUCUCUCCUACCUGGAAAUUUACAACGAAACCAUUCGCGAUUUGCUGGUUCCGGGCGGUAGCAAGCAGGGCCUCAUGUUGCGGGAGGAUACGAACCAGGCUGUCACGGUCGCCGGGCUCACCAGCCAUCACCCGAAGGAUGUGCAGGAGGUCAUGGACAUGAUUGUGCAGGGAAACGAAUACCGCACAGUUUCGCCGACGGCAGCCAACGCCGUCUCUUCACGGUCCCACGCCGUGCUGCAGAUCAACAUCGCCCAAAAGGACCGCAAUGCCGCCGUCAACGAGCCGCACACCAUGGCCACGUUGAGCAUCAUCGAUCUUGCGGGCAGCGAACGUGCUAGCGCCACCAAGAACCGGGGAGAGCGGCUGUUGGAGGGUGCCAACAUCAACAAGUCGCUGCUCGCCCUGGGGAGCUGCAUUAAUGCGCUGUGCGAUCCGCGCAAAAGGAACCACGUGCCGUACCGCAAUAGCAAACUUACUCGCUUGCUCAAGUUUUCCCUCGGCGGUAACUGCAAGACUGUCAUGAUUGUCUGCGUAAGCCCGUCGAGCGAGCAUUUCGACGAGACUCAGAACACCCUGCGCUACGCCAACCGGGCCAAGAACAUCCAGACCAAGGUCACGCGCAACGUUUUCAACGUCAACCGACACGUCAAGGAUUUCUUGGUCAAGAUCGACGAGCAGAUGGCGCUCAUCAAAGAGCUCAAAGCCCAGCAGAAGGAUGCCGAGAAGACCUACUUCACCAAGUUCCGAAAACAGAUGGACAAACGGGACGCCGUGGUACGGGAGGGCAUCCUUCGUCUACGUGCUGCAUAUGAGCAUGCUUCUUCAGAGCGGCUCGAGAAGAUCAACUUCAUGAAGAAGCUGAAGGCUGUCGAGAGACGAAUCGGCCUCCUCUCCGGUUGGAUCGCUGCCUUUGACUCGGUGUGCGAUGCCCGGGGAGACGAGGAAGCGAUGCCAGCCAACCUGGUGGCAAUGCGAAAGACGGCGCAUGGCAUCCUGAUGGAGCUAGAAAGCAGCCGACACCACAUCCACCAGAGGUUGGAGAAGACAAAUUGGGAGCGCGCCCUGGAUACCGCCCUGAACCAUAGCAUCUCCCAGCUGCCGACAGGCGAGGGCGUUGUUGAUGGUUCGGAGCGGGAUACGCUAGCGAGGGAAGUCGAGAUGCUCAAGACAAGUUUCAUGCGGGAUGCCUACAGGGAGGUGCUGGAGCAGGACAAGGCCGGUGAUGCGGCUGUUCUGCAAGUGCUUCUGACUGCUCAGUUCGACAUGUUAUCUUCCAUGUCGGAAACUCUGAGCAUGAGUGAGGAGGAGGCGGUUGCGCAUGCCAAAACCAUGAUCACCCGCCUGCUUGAGACCGGCUAUUCGGCCGCAUCCCACGUCGUCAAGCCCGAUGGCUCCAUGAUGCCCGUCGAGCUGUUCCCGCCAACCAAGCGGGGCACCCCCAAGAGGAAGAAGUCUCUCAACGUCAACUCCAAGCCCAUCCCGGGCCCCAUCUUCUCAGCCGCGCAACAGCAGGCCAUUGCCUCACCAGUCAAGGCAUCUCCUCGCCGUCGCAAGCUUGGCGCGCGAAAGUCAGUGGCCUUCACGCCGGCCAAGAAGAAGCCGAGUGUGCGUUGGCGCGACGACGAGAGUGAGCAGGGGACUUUGGCCGACUUCGAGAAGACACCACAGAAAUUUGCAUCGCCCGAUGAGCCCUCCCCCGAAAAGGCACUUCCAAGUCGACCUCCGGUACCUUCGUACUUAAGCCACCUCGAUUCGCCAAAGAGCUCUAGCCCGACCCCGAACCUUCCUGACGCACCUUCGCUGUCCUUCAGCAAGCCAAACCGAUUCCAAGCUGGCUUCCUUUCCAAGGGCCGCGCACCUCAGCAAAGCAACUCGGGCGGAAGUGCUAAUAGUUCGCCCGUGCCACCGACCUUCUCCCUCAACCUGACUGGCUCCCCCAACAAUGAAGACCAGCCGUCGCCCCUGCGCAGCUUGCCUGUGAGCCGGGCUACUAACUCGCUCUCGCCGACAGCAGGAACCAGCGGCAGCCCCAAGCCUUCCACCAACCUGCUCUCCACUCUAAACGAGACCGGCAACGAAAACGAACCUCCGCGCCGCCCCUCCCCGUCUCGCCUCCCACGCAUCUCGUACGGCUCCGGCUCCGAGUCGGACCUCGACCCGCUCAAGAUCCGGUCCGCUCUGCACUCCGCCAAGCGCCGCGAGCGCCUCUCUCUCCUGCCCAGCACGACCGUCUCCAGCGCCAAGCGCGUCUCGUCCGUGGGCUCCAACCCCGGCAGCGGCGGCGGCGGCGGCGGCAGCGUCAGCGGCAGCGGCGUCAACAGCAACCACCACGGCGCCCACCGCCGCGCGUCGGCCAGCUACUCGGGCCCCGCCCACGCCAGCGCCAGCGCCUCCAACGGCAUCUCGCGCCACCGCAGAGGUAGCACCGAGCGCGGCCGGCGCUCGCCCCCGCGGCCCAUCACCUGCUCGCCGCCGGCGUCGGCGUCGGCGGGUUCGUCGCCUUCGGGCGCCGGGGGGCGCUACGCGCUGGACGGGCCGGGCCGGAAUCUCACGCCGGGCCAGGCGCGGCGCAUGAAUAUGGGCGGGAGCUUCAGGUCGGAGAGGGAGCGCGGCAGUCCGACCGCGGUGAGGAGUAUUGCUGGGGGGCUUGGGGCGGGUGUGGAGGUGGAUGCUGCUGGGGUGGGUGGUAAGGCUAGGAGGAUUACCAUCGGCGCUGGGGGCGUGUUGCCGAAUGCUGGGGGUGGGGGUGGGAAUGGCGGUGGGAGUGGGAAUGGGAACGGAGGGAGCGUGUUGAGGCCGCGCCCUAGUGUGGUGUGGAGGUGAAGAACCGAAAGGGUGGACGUUGAGUUAUGGUUGGGGAGGGGUGGGGUCGCCUAGAGUACAG